Zingiber officinale is the source of this 2223-nucleotide messenger RNA. Its product is annotated as putative NAD kinase 3. Gene Ontology annotation, molecular function: NAD+ kinase activity. The transcript has 11 exons. The coding region runs from base 340 to 1941 and encodes 533 amino acids. Gene Ontology annotation, biological process: NAD+ metabolic process; NADP+ biosynthetic process. The record is from RefSeq and is a predicted model, not a curated record. Lineage: Eukaryota; Viridiplantae; Streptophyta; Magnoliopsida; Zingiberales; Zingiberaceae.
UUGAUGGUCCAGUCACGGCGUUGACAAGGGCGAUGGGACGAUGAGGGAGACUAGUGGAGUCGGUAGCUACGCGUGACCGGAAGGAGUCGGUCAACUACGCACCCCACUCCCGUGAAAGGGGACUCACAUCCCCCCAACAGUCCACCGGUCUGCACCUUCGUCGCCAAUUAUAACGUUCUUCUUCUGCUUCGUCUUCUUCUUUCUUCUUCACAUCGGCCUCCGCGAAUCGAACCCUAGGAAUUACGAGUCAGCCCUCGGCGAGGAGGGAGGAGGAGGAAUAGACAUUUGCCGGGCUCCCCUUGCUUCUCCGCAGCGCUGCCUCCUCCUCCUCCUCCGGAUAUGACUCCGCAUCGGUUGAUCUCCCAGGAUUCUUAUGACAAAGUAUUCAUUGUUGGAGCUAGUUCACCUGUUAAGGAGAAUGGUUUUCUGGACACUGCAGAUAACCAGGAAAUGGAGAAGACCAUUGAUGAAUACAUGCAAGAAUCGCCGAUUAAGGCAACAGAUGACCAUCUUAUUGAGUUUGCAGGAGCCAUGAGAACUGUUGCAAAGGCACUAAGACGAGCUGCUGAGGCAAAAGCUGCUGCUCAAGAAGAGGCAGCCAAAUGGAAGCGUAAAUAUGAAUUUGAGAGGGCAAACAACUUGCGAAAUAGACAUGAAGUUCAUCCAUCUGAGAGUGAUCUACCCAACUCUGGAGUUGGAAUGCUUAAUACAUGUGAUGAAACAAAACCUGAUACUACCGCUGUUGAGCAAAGUGAAAGAUGCUGCAGGAAGCAUGGUAUUUGUUCGCAUGAAAUUCUUCAGGAUGAACCAACUGAUUCCAGCUCCAAACUCAUUGGUAGAAAGGUUGCAAGGAAGGCAUCAUUUAGGCUUUCAUGGGGAUGCAAUGGAGAAAAAAGUGGCCAGCAUAAGCAUGAAGUUGUCUCCUUCGAAAGAGGAGACAUAAUGACUGCAGAGCGCAGCAGUAAGCAGAUUUUGCUAAAAUGGGAAACUCAACCGAAGACUGUGUUUAUUUUAACAAAGCCUAAUUCACAAUCAGUCGGCGUCCUUUGUUCUGAAAUGAUCAGGUGGCUUAAGAACCAUAAGGAAAUUGAUGUUUUUGUUGAGCCUCAAGUGAGAUCAGAACUCUUGAGAGAAACCUCUUUCUUUGAAUUCGUCCAGACAUGGGGAAAUGAUGAGGAUAUAAAGCAGCUGCACUCAAAGGUUGAUCUAGUUGUAACACUUGGUGGUGAUGGAACCGUCCUUUGGGCAGCAUCACUAUUUAAAGGACCUGUUCCUCCUCUUGUGCCAUUUUCUCUAGGCUCUUUGGGAUUCAUGACACCUUUCCAAAGUGAAAAUUAUCGGGAUUGUUUGGAUAUGAUACUGAAGGGACCUUUUAGUAUCACUUUACGACAUCGACUCCAGUGUCAUGUCAUCCGAGAAGCAGCUAAAGAUGAAUUGGAUACUGAGGAACCCAUUCUAGUUCUAAAUGAAGUUACAAUUGACCGGGGCAUAUCAUCUUACCUUACCUUCCUUGAAUGUUAUUGUGACAGCUCCUUUGUUACAUGUGUACAAGGAGAUGGGCUGAUCUUGUCAACUACUUCUGGAAGCACAGCAUACUCAUUAGCAGCUGGAGGGUCAAUGGUCCACCCACAAGUUCCAGGGAUACUUUUCACUCCGAUCUGCCCACAUUCAUUAUCAUUUAGACCAUUGAUUUUUCCAGAGUAUGUGACGCUGCGGGUCCAAGUGCCUUUCAACAGUAGAGGAUCUGCCUGGGCAUCUUUUGACGGCAAGGGCAGGAAACAGUUAGCACCUGGUGAUGCUCUCAUUUGUAGCAUGGCAACUUGGCCUGUUCCCACAGCAUGCCAGGUCGAUUCCACCAAUGAUUUUCUUCGGAGUAUACAUGAAGGUCUUCACUGGAAUUUGAGAAAGAGUCAGUCAUUCGAUGGUCCCCGUGACUCAUAGCCCGAUCAUAAGGAUACCAUUAUGUGGUGAAGGCACCAGUGAUGAGGAGAAUUUUCACAGUGCUAAAUAACCACGGUUUUACCUGUAUUACUUCUACUCUGAGAUGUAACAACUUAUAUCAAUUGACUCUAGGUCACUAUAAUCAUCAUAUAGAAAUUGGAAAUGUAAGUAGCAGAACAGUUUCAUGGUAUAGAAAGCAAUGAAAUUUUAAGCUGCAUUUGAUGUGAUGUUUGUACUUUCUGCACCAACUUCACAAUAAACAAGCUUUAUUUUUACAGUUCA